AUGGUGAAGAUCUGCAGUAUGCUGUUGCUUACUCGGGCUGCAGUUCUGAACAUCUUCAUGGAGGACAAGGACAAGGGAACGAGCAAGCAGUCGACAAGGAUCGUCAUGGCCAAGGGCGAGCCAGCAGCGGUAGAAGCAAGCUCGUCGACGAGGGCUGAGCCUGACUCCUCCAACUAUGGGACCGUGUAUGAGAGAGAGCGGCUCCUGCCCUUUUCAGUGGAGCAACUCCCCUCAGCCAGCAAGAAGAAGUUGACCAGGCUCGCCAUGGUCGUCGCCGGAUGUGUGAUCCUCAUCAAGCUGAUGAUGCUCCUUGCUUCCUGGUCUUCGGCGAGGUCAGGGAGGGGCUCCUAG
Guillardia theta CCMP2712 is the source of this 351-nucleotide messenger RNA. RefSeq lists its product as hypothetical. The transcript is spliced from 4 exons. NCBI's taxonomy places the organism in Eukaryota, Cryptophyceae, Pyrenomonadales, Geminigeraceae. Bases 1 to 351 code for a protein of 116 amino acids. The record is from RefSeq and is a predicted model, not a curated record.